This is a messenger RNA of Striga asiatica, 1440 nucleotides long. NCBI's taxonomy places the organism in Eukaryota, Viridiplantae, Streptophyta, Magnoliopsida, Lamiales, Orobanchaceae. The record is from the annotation of a GenBank genome assembly.
AAUUUGGGUACGGACAACACUGGUCAUUCCAAAGGCAAGAAAGCUGUUGAAUCUGCGAAAUGGACACCGGAAACAGAGGUUGAGUUCAUACAACGGAUGCUGGAAGAAGUGUUGAAUCAAAUUUGCGUCGGCAGUAACUUUACUACAACUCAAUGGAAUUCCAUUACUAGCAAACUAAAUGAACGCAUUUUCCCCCUCCCACCUUAUGAAGCGAGGCAACUUCAUGGUAAACAGUCUCGCUUGAAGACAUAUUGGCGUCAAUUCCAUACGAUGCAGACAAGUGCAAUCGGUUUUGGUUGGUGCCCAACCAGAAACAUGAUCACGGGAAGCAACGAGGCUUUGGCUAUAUGGACUCAGAAACACCCAAAGGACGAAUUUUUGAAGAACAGAACAUGUCCUCACUACGACGAACUUACCACCAUUUUCAUCGGGAAAACCGCUACUGGUAGUCUGGCAACAGCUUCUACUCAACCGCCACAUGGGAGGACAUGGGUCAGGAGGAGUCCAACUCCGAUCCCGAAAAAUGAAAUGUUUUCCGAUAGUGGUAAAUGGAACACUCCGGACAGCAGCCGUUCAACUCGUCGUCGUAGAGCUCCAUCCCAGUCCAAUGACACCGUCAUGAAUUCCAUUGCUGAGACACGGAGGGCGCUUCAGCAAGUUGCAACAACGACUGAAAGAGCGAUUGCCGAGCUCGAAGCUUAUACAGAUUUGUCGGUCGAUGUUGUCAUGCUUGUGUGUAAAAUGUUUGAAGUACCUUUCAACCGCAGAUUGUUUGUUUCCCUAAAAGUCGAAGCACAUCGUAGAGCUUUAAUUGACCGUUGGGUUGCAGAGAGCUCGCAGUAUACGCUUGUUUGUUUGUGUUUGAUGUCUGGCAUGGAUGAUGAAUGCAAUCAAUACUCCGACCGUGAGGAUUCUAGCGAGCAAGCUGAGCAUGAAUUGGAAAACAGUUGUGAUGACGAUAUCGAUGACUGUGUAGAAACUGAAGACGAUAUGGGCGAUAGUGCGGACGACGCUGAAGAAAAAGUCCUUGUUUAUGCAGCACAACUUGAUUCACUAUAUGAACAACUUGCUACUUCACUACCGUCCACGUCACAAAGAAAACCACGAAUUAAGAGAAGUCCAGUUGCAUCCACCCCAUUUACUCGAAUGGAUUGGAUUAAUGAGUUGUACAUGGGCCCCGAUAAAAGAUUUUUUCAUUCUGAUAACCUACCUCCGUCUUUCUACGAUCUGGACUAUUUUCCACCACGUGAUGAAGACAAUGAUAACGUACCUCCGUCUUUGCACGCCCUCGACUCUAUUCCCCAAAGCGAUGUAGACGAGGAAACGAGUGGUUGGAACCCCUCUUUGAAUGUUUCACAAUCUGCUUAUAGGGAACAGUGUGCAUUGCGUGACUCAAUUGCAUCCGCUUUGUGGGCGGAUCGAGGGAACAGACGCGCUUAG